AUGCAGUCCCUCCCCAGAUCGACUCUACGACCGGCCGCUUUGCGCCAGAUCGCCAGUCGCGCAUACAGCUCCAGCAGCUUGCCUUACGCCCAGACAAUCAACAACCUGCGUAUCAACAGUGAUACCAAGGUCAUCUACCAAGGUUUCACUGGCAGGCAGGGAACCUUCCACGCCCAGCAAGCCAUCGACUACGGAACUCAGGUCGUCGGUGGAACUAACCCCAAAAAGGCCGGCCAGACUCAUCUCGACCUGCCCGUCUUCAAGAAUGUUAGCGAAGCUGUGAAGGAGACCGGUGCUACCGCCACCGCCCUCUUCGUCCCUCCUCCUCUGGCUGCUGCCGGUAUCGAGGAAGCCCUCCAGGCUGAGAUUCCCCUGGCGGUCUGCAUCACCGAAGGUAUCCCUCAGCAUGACAUGGUCCGCAUCACCAGCAUGCUGAAGACCCAGAACAAGACCCGCCUGGUCGGCCCCAACUGCCCCGGUAUUAUCGCCCCUGGCCAGUGCAAGAUCGGUAUCAUGCCUGGCUUCAUCCACAAGCGCGGCCGCAUCGGUAUCGUCUCUCGUUCCGGCACCCUCACCUACGAGGCCGUCAACCAGACCACCCAGGCUGGCCUCGGCCAAUCCCUCGUCGUCGGUAUCGGCGGUGACCCCUUCAGCGGCACCAACUUCAUCGACUGCCUCAAGGUCUUCACCGAGGACCCCGAGACCGACGGUAUCAUCAUGAUUGGUGAGAUUGGUGGUUCCGCCGAGGAGGACGCCGCCGAGUUCCUCAAGGAGGCCAACACCGUCAACGGCGGCAAGCCCGUCGUCAGCUUCAUCGCCGGUAUCUCUGCUCCUCCCGGCCGCCGCAUGGGUCACGCCGGUGCCAUCGUCUCCGGUGGCAAGGGUGGUGCCGACACCAAGAUCAAGGCUCUGGAGGACGCCGGCGUCAUCGUCGAGCGCUCCCCAGCUGGUCUGGGCAAGGCCCUCUACAACGAGUUCGUCCGCCGCGACCUGCUGUAA
This is a messenger RNA of Clonostachys rhizophaga, 999 nucleotides long. The record is from the annotation of a GenBank genome assembly. Lineage: Eukaryota; Fungi; Ascomycota; Sordariomycetes; Hypocreales; Bionectriaceae.